AUGAGUACGGAUAGGAAAUGUGUAGCGGCAAUUUUGCUCGCUAUUGCUAUUAAGCGAAGGAAAGCACGCAAACAAAGACAAAGAAUUUGGAGUAAGGACUGGUAUUUAAAACGACCUAUUCUAGGGCAAACAGAGCUUCUAAAAGAAUUAGAAUAUACAUCCGAAAGUGAUUUCAAAAAUUAUGUUCGGAUGACUAAGCCCACUUUUGACUUAUUGCUUGGAAAAAUUGCGCAUUUGAUUACAAAACAAAAUACCAUGAUGAGAGAUGCGAUCCCCGCCCAUCACCGACUCGCCUUGACAUUAAGGUACUUGGCAAGCGGCAAUAGCUUCGAGGAUUUAAAAUUUUUAUCAGCAAUAGCGCCCCAAACAAUUGGUCGAAUCGUCAACGAAACUUGUGAAGCAUUAAUAAGUGAACUUAAGAAUUUUAUAAGGCUCCCACAAACACAAAAUGAGUGGAGAAGAGAAGUUUCGGAUUUUUAUAACCUUUGGAACUUUCCGAACUGUAUAGGCGCUAUAGAUGGGAAGCAUAUUAAUAUUCGUCAGCCACCUGGAUCUGGAUCUUUUUACUAUAAUUACAAAAAAACAUUUUCCAUAGUGCUGAUGGCAGUGGUCAAUGCCAACUAUGAGUUUUUAAUGGUUGACGUUGGCAAAAAUGGCAGAGCAUCUGAUGGAGGCGUAUUUCGCGAAACAAAGUUUUUUUCAAAACUAGCAGCAAACACUUUAAAAAUUCCGAGCCCAGAGGCUCUUCCGGGAUGUGGUGAAAGAAUGCCGUUUGUGUUUGUAGCUGACGAUGCUUUUCCGCUAUCGGAAAAUAUUUUAAAACCAUUUAGUCACAACACUCUCAAAACAGAGGAGAUUAUCUUCAACUACAGGCUUUCCCGAGCACGAAGGAUUGUUGAAAAUGCUUUCGGCAUUUUGGCAUCCAGAUUUAGGAUCUUGUUACAAACUAUAAAUAUGUCACCAGAAAAAACCACUACUAUUGUGCUAGCUUGUUGCUAUUUGCAUAACUUUUUGAGGAAGCAAAAUGAGCGAACUUAUUUCGAAGGUGGUUUGGAUACGGAGCAAGUGGAAAUGGGCAUUAUCGAAUAUGCAGAUUGGCACAGUGGUCCAAAUCUUCAAAACCUUCAAGCUUCAACUUCUAGAAAUGCAUCCCGAAAUGCAAAACAAAUUAGGGAAAAUUUUUGCACAUAUUUUAACACAACUGGGUCAGUACCGUGGCAAAAUAAUGUUUUAAGAUAA
This is a messenger RNA of Rhagoletis zephyria (snowberry fruit fly), 1239 nucleotides long. Its product is annotated as putative nuclease HARBI1. The record is from RefSeq and is a predicted model, not a curated record. Lineage: Eukaryota; Metazoa; Arthropoda; Insecta; Diptera; Tephritidae.